ACAAUCCCUGAUUCAAACAGCUUUUUUUGCGUAUCGCGUACCACCUCUCUAGAACAUAAACCUUGAUUGUCAACAGUAAUAACAAAACGCCCCGCACAGUUCCGUGGCGAAUUCGUUUUAAAAUUCAAAUUUACCACAAAAAAAGUAACUCCCUGAUGGUCGGACUUGUGCAUCCUGAUUGGACCACUUAGUAUAGCGCACGAAAUGCAUUCCCAGCGGCAGCAGAACUACACCGAAAUCUACGAUCUGCUGCGGAAGCUGUGCAAACAACUCGUAGGCGAUCGAUAUGGAUCGUCGUUAAAGAGUGCCACCCAGCUGCUGGCCAAUACACCCAAUUCGAUUUCAACCUCCGGUACCGAGGAGUCUACCAUUAUAGCCCGAGUCGGGCAGUAUCUGAGCGGGAGGAGCCAAAGCGAUAGUGCGCUUUUCAACGGACUGCACGAGCAGCUGAGUGCCUAUGCGGACAGCAAACGGAGGGCGCAAAUUCUCGAGUUUCUGCUGCUGCUAGCCGAUACAAAUGGUGGGGCAGGACCGCACGGAACGAACGGUCAUUUGCUGAGCUUGCAUGUUGACUUGCGCAACGAUAUGAGUGCGAGCCUACCCCCGGUGGAUGGUGGCGGUCAACGGUCUUCGGGAGGAGAAUCCGGUAGCGGGGGUGGAUUGGAGAAUGUCUUCUCCAAGAUCGAACUGCGUACCCGGUUGACGGAUGGUGUGAGUGGUGGGAUGAAGAUAAUCCCGUUCAAAGGUGGAUCGAUGGUAUCCGAUGGGCGAAGUUCUACCACGUCGGGGGAACUGUCGGAAGAGGAGGGAUUGGUAGCGUCGAGCAAUCUUCAGGAUCAACUCAUUCAGGAUGUGAUAUACGCAUGCACUGGGAUUCAGGGAAAGUACCUCCGGAGACACGUAGUGACGGGAGAAUUCAAGCUAGAUCAUGUCAAGGUUCGAACGUUGACCAUAGGGGAUGCUGGGAUGCUACUGCAGUUGGCUGAAGUGGGCCAUUUCCACAAUCGAGUGGUGAAGUUUACCGAUCCGAAGAGCGAUUGCUACAUGAAGGGGAACUUCGGCCAGGGUUAUAUAGCUGCCUUGCAGCGAGAGCUAACGCAGUACUAUGGUAUGCUGGCGAUCUUGCAGGAAGACUUGAACCGCCAGCGGAGGGAACGAGCCGGCAUGUUAGGUGGUGACCGACUCACACUGAAAAAGCUUCGACUUUGGUUGGCUGGACCGAUGGAGCGUUUGCAGUGGCUUGCGCUGAUAUCGGAGUCGUGUAAAGAGCUGAAGGGUGGAUCUCUAGCUACCACAGUCUUCGAUUACACUACCAAUGGCCAUCCGGAAAAUCGUGAGCUAGCGCUGGAGUUGCUACGGUCCGCGUGUAUACCGCUGCAACAUGCCUUGAUUCGUUGGCUCGUCAAUGGAGAGAUUAUCGAUCCGAAUUGUGAGUUUUUCAUCGAGGAGAUAUCCGAGGUUGGGUUCGACCAACUGUGGCAUCACAAGUAUCGGAUCCGUAGAAGUAUGCUGCCGAGCUUCGUGAGCGAUACGAUGGCUAAGAGGAUUCUGGUCAUUGGGAAAAGCAUCAACUUUCUGCGGGAAGUUUGUCAGGAUAAAACGCCAGUUAAGGCGAGAAACGAUCUGAAGCAGUGCUUGGAAAGCGACAUGGAUUCUCUGUUUUCUCCUAUUUGCACCACAAAACUGCACCAGUUAGUGAAUAGUGUGUAUCUGAAUACCUCCAAACAGGUGCUGGAUAUUGUGUUGGGACCUCAUCGGCUACUGGAUCAUUUACAGGCCAUGCGUAACUACCUGCUGCUCGGGCAGGGCAAUUUCGCCGACAUUCUGAUGAAGAAUCUACACAGCGAGUUGGAUCGACCUGCAAGUGAAAUCUUCCAGUACGAUCUGUUCUCGAUGCUUGCGACGGCUGUCCGGGUUUCAACCUCCGAGCAGGAAGAACCUGACGUCCUCAACUAUUUGGACGUACAUUUCCUAACCCAUUACGAGGGUGAAGCCGGUUGGGAUGUUUUCAGUCUAACGUACAAAGUUUGCGGCCCUCUGUCAACCAUUCUGGAGCCAUCGCUUUGUCGCUACCAAACGUUCUUCAAGCAUCUGUGGAACAUCAAACAUGUGGAGUUCAUCCUGUCCGGCACCUGGAAGCGACAGAUGUUGAGCUCGAAGUUCCUCAAACCACUGCAGCAUCAAAUUGGCCCAAUCGUUUCCCGACUGCAGCUGAUUACGUCUCAAAUGAUCAACUUCACCUGCCAGAUGCAGUACUACAUACUGUUCGAAGUGAUCGAGUGUUCGUGGGUUCAGCUGAUGCCCCGCGUCAAACAGGCCAAAGCGCUGGACGAUAUUUUGGAGGCCCACCAGCUGUUCCUGGAUGAGAUUCGUAUCGGUAUUUUCCUGGACGAGAGCUCGCAACAAAUCACCAACACGCUGCAGCAUGUUUUUAACACAGUAAGCAAGCUAGAGGAAUGGCAGGAGCGGUUCUAUAGGCUUUGCUUUGCCGAACACGAAGCGAAGAAGGCUUUCCAGGAACAAAUAGCAUCCAGCGACCGUAAGGGUCAGUAUGGUAUUACCACUGAGCAGAUGCUGGAGCGUGACGAGCAGGCGAAAACGUUCGAGCAACAUCUUUCGACCCACCAGACACUGCUGCAGGACAUUGGAUUCGAUUACGAGAGCUAUGUUGGUCAGUUUCUGUACCAGCUGGCGAUCUCAACCAGUGAAACCUUGCGUCAGCUCGGAAUGCGGUUGGAUUACAACGAGUACUACAAGCACCGCGAUCGCAGGCUAAACGUACCGCUCACCUUCCAGCACAUUCGCAUGAGCAUGGCAGCGAACAGCUUCCGGGCUAAGACACCGGCCUCGGCGUCGAUGCUGUACUGACAGGAGUUUGGCAAUCAUCAUCACGGUAGUUGUUAUCGACCGGUGGAGGAGCAGGAUCGUCGGGUGCAGCAGUUUGUAGCGACGGAGAAAAGUCUGCGACCAUCGCAGAUGCUGUCGGCGUCUCGUGUGGUGCAGAUGAGGAAAGCACUCGUUCUUAAUACUCGUACUGUUAGCUAUUACAAUUGUUGUGAAUUAAUGUAGGGAAAGCAACAUUUGAGUGCCAACUUUUGAGGAAGAAAAUUGUUGAACAUAGCUAUGAAGAUUGAGCAUGUCCAAAUAUGAUUGAAAGCAAUAGAUAACUAAUUGUACAUGUAUAAAUUUUAAAUAAAACGUCUAAUAAAAAAAAACGAUUAACGCUUGUGAGC
Toxorhynchites rutilus septentrionalis is the source of this 3233-nucleotide messenger RNA. It is a transcript of the gene Grip91, whose product is annotated as gamma-tubulin complex component 3. The coding region runs from base 205 to 2868 and encodes 887 amino acids. The transcript is spliced from 5 exons. Gene Ontology annotation, cellular component: equatorial microtubule organizing center; gamma-tubulin small complex; spindle pole. The record is from RefSeq and is a predicted model, not a curated record. Gene Ontology annotation, biological process: cytoplasmic microtubule organization; spindle assembly; mitotic cell cycle. Gene Ontology annotation, molecular function: gamma-tubulin binding; microtubule minus-end binding. NCBI's taxonomy places the organism in Eukaryota, Metazoa, Arthropoda, Insecta, Diptera, Culicidae.